Molecule: messenger RNA, 2222 nt
Organism: Canis lupus familiaris (dog)
Lineage: Eukaryota; Metazoa; Chordata; Mammalia; Carnivora; Canidae
Gene: PLA2G7
Product: phospholipase A2 group VII
Exons: 12
Coding region: 92-1426 (444 amino acids)
Molecular function (GO): 1-alkyl-2-acetylglycerophosphocholine esterase activity
Source: RefSeq, marked provisional
CCGCGCGCUCCGGCCGGGGGACCCUGGUUCCGGCGAGCGGCUCAGCGCGGCGCCCGGAAGUUUAAGCUGAAACCACUGCUCAGCUUCCAAGAUGUUGCCACCCAAACUGCAUGCGCUUUUCUGCCUCUGCAGCUGCCUCACACUGGUUCAUCCUAUUGACUGGCAAGACCUAAAUCCUGUUGCCCAUAUUAGAUCAUCAGCAUGGGCCAAUAAAAUACAAGCUCUGAUGGCUGCUGCAAGUAUUAGGCAAAGUAGAAUUCCCAAAGGAAAUGGAUCUUAUUCUGUCGGUUGUACAGAUUUGAUGUUUGAUUAUACUAAUAAGGGCACCUUUUUGCGUUUGUAUUAUCCAUCGCAAGAGGAUGACCACUCUGACACGCUUUGGAUCCCAAACAAAGAAUAUUUUUUUGGUCUUAGUAAAUAUCUUGGAACACCCUGGCUUAUGGGCAAAAUAUUGAGCUUCUUUUUUGGUUCAGUGACAACUCCUGCGAACUGGAAUUCCCCUCUGAGGACUGGUGAAAAAUAUCCACUGAUUGUUUUUUCUCAUGGUCUUGGAGCAUUCCGGACAAUUUAUUCUGCUAUUGGCAUUGAUCUAGCAUCACAUGGGUUCAUCGUUGCUGCUAUAGAACACAGAGAUGGAUCCGCCUCUGCGACUUACUAUUUCAAGGACCAGUCUGCUGCAGAAAUAGGGAACAAAUCUUGGUCUUAUCUUCAAGAACUAAAACCAGGGGAUGAGGAGAUACAUGUUCGAAAUGAGCAGGUACAGAAAAGGGCAAAGGAGUGCUCCCAAGCUCUCAACUUGAUUCUGGACAUUGAUCAUGGAAGGCCAAUUAAGAAUGUACUAGACUUAGAGUUUGAUGUGGAACAACUGAAGGACUCUAUUGACAGGGAUAAAAUAGCAGUAAUUGGACAUUCUUUUGGUGGAGCCACAGUUCUUCAGGCUCUUAGUGAAGACCAGAGAUUUAGGUGCGGGAUUGCCUUGGAUGCAUGGAUGCUUCCACUGGAUGAUGCAAUAUAUUCCAGAAUCCCUCAGCCCCUCUUUUUUAUUAACUCGGAACGGUUCCAAUUUCCUGAGAAUAUCAAAAAAAUGAAAAAAUGCUACUCACCUGACAAAGAAAGAAAAAUGAUUACAAUCAGGGGUUCAGUCCAUCAGAACUUUGCUGAUUUCACUUUUACAACUGGCAAAAUAGUUGGAUACAUAUUCACAUUAAAAGGAGAUAUAGAUUCAAAUGUAGCAAUUGAUCUUUGCAACAAAGCUUCAUUGGCAUUUUUACAAAAGCAUUUAGGACUGCGGAAAGAUUUUGAUCAGUGGGAUUCUUUGAUUGAAGGAAAAGACGAAAAUCUUAUGCCAGGGACCAACAUUAACAUCACCAACGAACAUGACACUCUACAGAACUCUCCAGAAGCAGAGAAAUCGAAUUUAGAUUAAAAGCACUUUUUUAAAGAUCUUGUUUAAAAACUGUCAAAAAAUGUGUGUAUGACUUUUAAUAUAUUUUCUCAAAUAACUCAUAUUGGAAAAUGUAGGCUAUCCCAUAAAAGUGAUUGAAGCUUGGACUAGGAGGUUUUUUUCUUUAAAGAAAGAUUGGUGUCUAUCGAAAUCAUGCCAGCCUAAAUUUUAAUUUUACUAAAAUGAUGCUGUGUCAAAAUUAAUAACUACUUUUACAUUCUUUAAUGGACAAGUAUAACAGGCACAAGGCUAAUGAAAACGUGUUGCAAUGACAUAACAAUCCCUAAAAAUACAGAUGUUCUUGCCUCUUUUUUCUAUUAUAAUUGAGUUUUAGCAACAUGUUAUGCUAGGUAGAAUUUGGAAGCACUUCCCUUUGACUUUUGGUCAUGAUAAGAAAAAUUAGAUCAAGCAAAUGAUAAAAGCAGUGUUUUACCAAGGAUUAGGGAUACUGAACAAUUUCACUAUGGUAACUGAAUGGGGAGUGACCAAGGGUAAAAAUAUUAAAGCCAAGGCAAAGGCAGCAGAUUAGAAUGGAUUAAAGAGAGUUUAUAAUUUGUUUGCAUUUACUUGAUGGUUUAUCUCAUGGAUUCAUGAGUCAAGAAAGGUGCGUAGGACAGGCCAGGGAUUCCAGUUAUAACACAUUAUUCACCCAAAGGCUGUGAGAAAUAACCAAGGAAACAUUCAGACUUUUAACUGUUUUAUCUUUCCAAUUUCAUGUUCUUUAAUUCUGUAUGAGUAUUGGGAGUGGAUUAGCACAAUAGAGGCAUAUGUUGCUUUA